AGCAUUGAGGAUCAUUUAAAAGCAGCUCUUGGCUCACAUGGACAUUACAGAGGGAUUCUGUUGCUUCAGUUUUCUUUCGUGUAAAUCAACUUGAGCUCUAUCCAGAACCGGCCCACGUAACCUGAAGAAAGUUGAAGAUGUUGUGGCUUUCAUUUUUGCUGAUUGGGAGCAUCACCUGUGUCCCUGUCAGAAAAGACUAUGGAUUAAAUGCGGCCGACACAACGUUCAUGCCGCAGCCAUAUUCUGCUGGGUAUCGGUACAGUGGAACAGGGAUGAGUUCUGGCCCGGGCAGCAGCUCCCCUCUACCAAGUCUCACCAACCCAAGCUUUGACAAAGCUACUGAACUGCCUGCUCAAGAUGUGGUUUACUACAGCCCAGGCAGCUACGGCAGCACCAGCAUGGCUGAGGGUGAGGCGUUCAGCGGCGGCUACUCCAGCUACAGCAGCCCUGAGGUCGGUCGGUAUGGGGCUGCUUAUGCAGCUUCUCGGUACGAUGUCGCUGCUGCUCCAGCUGGCAGCUAUGUUGGAGGCUACGGUAGCUCGGCUGGUGUUUACGGAGGGGGCGAUUCCUACGGGUUUGCUACAGCCCCUCAAGAUGAGGUAUGGAGCUCUGGCUCUGCUGGCGAAGAAAUCCUUGAGCCGGUCUUCAGUGACGUGUCUGACCUGGAGCCAGUGUACUCCUUCAGCUCUCGUUCAAACUACCAACGAGGAAGAGCCGUAUUCGCCCAAACCCGCUACAUCCCAGAAGAGCCCGUUCCCCCACCUCUGCCAGUAUCCAUCAGCAAAACCGCUUCCAAGCAAAGCAGUCCUAAAGCUACAAAACAUGGUUACCAGUAAUCUGUGGUCUCAGUGCUCCAGUUGUCUCAUCGCUUCUACAUGAGCUGAUUCUAAUAAAGUCUUGAAUCAAACCUUG
This is a messenger RNA of Acanthopagrus latus (yellowfin seabream), 912 nucleotides long. Its product is annotated as probable peroxisomal membrane protein PEX13. The coding region runs from base 138 to 836 and encodes 232 amino acids. NCBI's taxonomy places the organism in Eukaryota, Metazoa, Chordata, Actinopteri, Spariformes, Sparidae. The record is from RefSeq and is a predicted model, not a curated record. The transcript is spliced from 5 exons.